GCUCUCCUGUCCCGCAAACUCCUCUCCAGUCUCUCCGGGGGGAGCCGAAGAACAACUCGACAAAGUCCCAAACAUGGAAGGCGACAACAUAAUAAUGCCUGCUUGACUUGGGGACAUUUUCCAAGAUGCCAGGUCUUUUGUCCAGUCCUGUGUGUCUGACAGUCAUCUGGUUUUUAUCUUGGUCGCUGUGUUCCAGCCGUGCUCAGAUUUGGACUGAUGAAGUGUCAGGUGUGCAGUACGGGCGCUUGGACUCUAAUGUGACACUGGCAUGCGGGAAGUCACCUAUUAGGAUACCUGUGGUGUGGCAUCUCAACCACAACUCAGCGUUGCCAUGGCACAAAGUGACAACAGAUGGAUCCUUAGUCCUACUGCACGUCGACCACUCAGCCCAAGGCAACUACAGCUGCUAUGACUACCAGGGGCGCCUCCUCCACUCUGUCAAACUCAGACUGGGUCAUCCCCCUGGGCUGCUGAGCAUUUCCUGUCAAGUGCCCAAUCACACGCAUGUUCGCUGCUCCUGGGUGGAAUCAGUGAGGACAUUCCUGCCAGCCAAGUACAAUGCCUCCCUCAGGAAUGGUCAGGAGUGGAGGCCAUGCAUUGUGGAUGUCACCCACAAGCACUGUGAUGUAGAUCAUCCUGCCUUCUGGCAGACUACCCAUAUUCUUAGAAUCACAGAGAUCAAUGUCCUCGGGUCCCAGACAACAAUUGUACGGUUCAGGUUACAUGAGCUAUUGAAACCAGACCCUCCAGAGUCCGUGUUGGCAAAGGAGCUAGAAGGCUAUCCACAGAGGCUAAUGGUCUCAUGGAACUUUCCCUCCUCCUGGCCGCUGCAGAAUGCUUUCCCCCUAGUGUUUCACAUUAGAUACAGGCCGCUUGGCUCCAUGUACUGGUCAGAGAUUUAUUCAGAGGACAGCCAUGUCGUGGUGCAUGACGCCCUGGCCGGCAACCCUCACCAGGUUCAGGUUCGAGCCCGGGACGAGGUGAACGCAGAGAGCCAGUGGAGUGAAUGGAGUCCCCUGCUCUUAGUCCAUCCCUGGGAAGACUACAGCACCUCUGAACCUUCAGAGGAUAAAUUCACAGACUAUAUGUUUCCCUUCAACACAAAGCCCGAGACCUCCACUGCAAAAUCACACAAUCCUGUAGUUGAGGAUGAAGGUAAUUUGGGUUUGGUGAUCCUCUUGGUUUUGUUCUCCGUGGUCAUCCUCACCACCGUCCUUUCCCUCAUCUUUGUCGUGUGGGUGAGGCAGAGGCGGCGCGAUCAUGUGAGCAAACAGGAACUCACCUCUAUGGUCAAGAUGAAGUCCAUGUCAAUCUAAUGUUGAUUUCAAGCAUCUUCCUCUCAUCAGCCCGUUCUAGGGCUCCUCCCAAGACUCAGCCUCUGCUUUCACCACUGUAGCACGCUGACCGUCAGUAUUCAACUACAUUAAUAAAGAAUGCAUCAGUCAGAACCCACGCAGGAUCUAUGGUGACAGAGACUCCACACAAGGAACUUUACAUAGUAGGGUUACCCAGCAUGAAAAAGCUGACUGAAGGGUAAGUUUAGCCAGACAUAUUCACAUCUACCUGCACUUCCCAUUGUGCAUCAGCAGACUCUACCUACUGUAAAGUAGGUACAAGGGAAAAGGGACCCUACUCCGUCUCUUUUGAAUUCACUUCAGCAACUUCACCGCAAUUCAAUCCUCAGCGGACUGCAGGAGCGACGCUGCAUCGGGACAUUUUGAGUUCACUCACAAUGAAUGCUGCUUCAGAUUUUCGGAGAGGGGCGACAGUGUUUUUAACCUUUUGAAUUUCUCAGCAACAAGUGAGCACGAGAGGUGCAGCUGCCAAACAGGAGAAGAUGAUUCUGUGGGGGAUAAAAAUGGAUGUUUUUUCCAUUAUUUUUCUGGGACAUCUUUCCUCUCUUCUCCCACACAGAACUCAUCGUUUUGUUUUGUUUUUUAAUGAAUUGUGAGAAGUAACAGAUUAUUGUGUGUCCAUUAUUACAUCAAUUGACUGACUGACUCAAUGCUGUGAAGGAAGCAUAACUUUUGCCAGUCUCUGUGUGCAUCUGAUGCCAAAGCAGCAACUACGGGCAUUAUGGAUCUCAGCAGGAAGCAGCCAGAGGGAAGGACAUGGAGAAUAAGGUCCAGGGGGGGAGGGGAGGGGGUGGGUGUAGUGGGUGAAGAUAUAUAGACUUAAUUUCAUUUAUGACAAGUGAUUUUAUGUUGCAUGAUAUGCUUGUUUUGUUGUCUUGAUGUCUUUAGUGCAGGUGUUCUGUUUUUGUUUGUUAUACCUCUUUCUACUCAUCCAUCCACUGUUCCUGUAUGUGUGUAAAAUGAAAGACACACAUAGCGAGAAAAAGAGAGAUACAAAAGAGAUAUUGGCCUUUCACAAACCACCAGCAUUAUUACAACACACACAUACUUAGUUGUGUAGAGAAUAUUAAACCUUACAUAUUCACUCUCCUUUCCAGACUAAAAGUAACCCCUAGUUCCUCAAGGCAGGUUUGAAAAUGGUUAUAUGUCAGCAUUUCUCAAAGAGAUUCAACAACUAUUCAGGGAUACAAGUAAAACUCAGUCUAGUGUGGUCAAAUCUACAAUAUUUUUUUCAUUUUCUGACCAAUCGAUCCAUCUUUUAGUCCAUCAAUGGAAAAUAAGAAAAGUGAAAGAUUCCUGAGCAGUAUUUUCCAGAGUCCAAAGUGAUAUUUUCAAAUUGCUUGUUUUGUCUGGCAAACCCAAGGACAUUUCAUUUAAACCAGAAAGCGGCAAAUUCCCACAUGUGAGAAGCCGUAAAUUGCAAAUAUUCUGAAAUUUCUUGAUUAAUGACUGAAACCAGUAAUUGAAAUGUAUUAAAAUGGUUGUGGUUUGGCAGCCCUAUGCCAUCAUUACAGCAGUGAGGCAAGGUUAUAUCUUUAAGAACGAGGAUUAAGUAAGUUUUAAAAUGUUAAAAGUUAGUUUGCUUAAAUGAGUCAUUUGUUUCAGGUUCUAUCGAUUGAAAUUAGAUUCAGUCACACAAAAUAAAAAAAUAGAGUAAUGUUACUAAAGGAAAGAGGUGGUAAGUUUAAAGGUAGAAAUGUGUGAGAACAUGCUGCUUUAUUUAGAUAAUAUAUGAGGAGGAAAAGCUAGUUAGAAAAAAAAGAAGAUUUUUAAGCACUUUGUUUUCUGUCAGAGUCAUUAGAGAAAUAAUCAUCUUACCUACACAUAGGUGUAUUGCUGCCACGCCAGAAAAAGAAAACAAAUCAGUUUCACAUUAUAAAGUGUAAAGUUUAUUUUUAUAACAAGAUGUUUUUCACAAUAUAUCAAUAUCUUUUCACAUUGUUACGACAUAAUAAGAAACUUUUCUUGUUUUAACAGUAUACUGCUUAUCAUGUUACGACAUGAAACUUGUAUUGCUAUAAAGUAAACCUAAUGUUGGGAAGAACGGAUAAAUUGAGGAAGAUGUGUCAUUUACAUGAAUGAGUUUAGAUUUAAGUUCCACCGCGUCAUAUUUGGGUUGAGACAUGACAAGAUUCUGCUAUUACUGAGCAUGGUGGAUGAUAUUGUGAUAAGUAUGCAUACACUACGAAGGAUUUUAAAAUGCAUGGGGCUGGCGUCAUUUCUCCAAAACACACACACACACACACACACACACACACACACACACACACACACACACACACACCAUGGGGUGCAUAGGUUGCUGUCUUCUGACUCCUUUUAAGAAGCACUUAACCAGACGGACUCUCUCCAUAGCCUUCAUGGUUGACCAAAGGGCCAUAGAAUGUUUUAACCAUAGAUAAGGCCACACUUCACAACCCUCUAGAGGAUAAGCGGUUAGGAAAAUGAAAGAAUUCAUAUUCUGGAUUACAUACUAAAAAUUGAUGGCAUGUAUCCUAACAGCUGUGGGAAAAUUAACACUCUCCACACACCAGCACUGAAAAGGGGACCAUUUUUUAAGAAGGAGAAAGUUUAAGAUUGUGUUUUGUAGUUUGAUUGCAAAAGGCUGAAAAAGGUUAGAACUUGAAACAAGACAAAUAGUAUAUUGUUAUAACUUGAAAAGUUUGCAUGUAAUAACAUUCUAUCUUGUUAUAACAUGAAAAACAUCUUGCUGUUACAAAAACUUUUCACAUUACGAUGUGAUACUGAUCCGUUUUUCUUUCUCUGGUGUGGCAGCAAUACGUUCUGUAACAUUCUGACUCUGAACUGUGGCCAUUUUGGGUCCUAGACAGGUUUGGUUCAAAUGAAAAAUGGUUUAAAUUGUUGCAGAAGGCGCUGCGUGUGCUGAUCGUGUCAACUAGAGCAAACUAGUUUACAAGUGCAACUCACAACUAGCUUUGACAUGGAGUUCUUUUCACGCGGUGCACAGGCUCUCACCAUCACUGCCACCAUCACCACUUCCUCAGAACACAGGGACAGUGGAAACAUUCAGUAGCAUUUGUUCAUAUACACCACAAUAAAUAACAGUACUCACCUGCAACAUUACACUACAAUAAAUUAGAAUGAAUGUUGUUGAGUUUUGGUAAGCUUAUGUAGCUUAAUGACCAUGUUUGUUGGUUGGUUUGUACAUGAGAUGAUCACAAACAUGGUGACUUGACAAGAGCGAUACCGCUCACUGUACUUGUGUCUCACAACCCACCAACUCAUGAGAAAUGAGUGAUUUGACUGUGCUUACCGUAUGAAAAGCCCCAAAUACCUCUAGUACAGCGUAUCUGGUUUAGUUCUGCUUCGACACUUGCGCCUACAAACCUUGUGAGCCGGCCAACUUUCUGCCACAGAUGGAAGUGAGUAGCUCUGCCGCUUGAUUGAGAAGCUCUUGUUUAAACAUUUCCUUUCUUUCUUUCUUUCUUUCUUUCUGUUGGUCUGGUGGAUGUUUUUCGUUGAUCCAAAGCUGUGUAGUUAUCAGCCAAUUGAUUGACUGACUGUGUAGUUUGUAUCAGAAACACAAGGUGCAUCUAAGUCAGACUUUUUUCCAGUUUGACAACUGUAUGUUCUCUCAAGCUAGCUCCACAUAUUAUGCAUGGAUCCAGCUGAAGCUUUGUUGUGUAUAUUAUUGUAUAACACACUUUACAAAGUACAUUUUAUGUAUGUUAUUAUAAGUGAUGUUUAUAUGUAGAGAAAAAAACAAACAUAUUCUUUGGGAUAGUUUAACAGACAUGGUUUAACUCAGUCUGGUGUUCACUUGUAAUAGACAGUAGAUUGUGGGAUUUGCUGAAACUUGGCAAGUAAUGCAAAUAAUGUAUAGACAGAUUUAUUAUAAAUUACACAUAAAUAUAAAUGCAAAUUAAAUGCUAUAGAUCAAUUCAGAAAACCAUUAGAGAAAAUAGUCAUUUAAUGUAAUUAAGAGCAAGUGGCAAGAAAUAUUCAGUUCUUCAUUGUAAAACUUUUUUAAUAGUCAAAAUGUAUCUGUAGCCCUGUGAAGCUUGUGUGGAAUCAUUGAUUCCAGGCAACAUUUCAAUGCAAUCCUCAAGGGACUGAAGGCAGAUUUCCCCUGAUGCCUAGUAAAGAUUACUGAGGAUAAUCCGUGUCUAGAGAACCUUCCCAGCAUUGUGUAUUUGUGUCCUUUUCCCCAGUUAUAUGAAGCUCUGUUUCUGUACAAUUACUGUAUGGACAAUGUGUUUACUGAAUUAGUCAACAUUCAAUUCGCUUUACACUUUUCGUGGUUCAAUUUAUUUCUUUGCAGUCAAAUGAACCACAAAUUAAUCUUUUUUCCUUGCUUUUUUCUGCCCCUGAAUUCCUGUGACAACAAUGGCAAAGUUUAAUUUUCUAGAUUGACGAAGCUGAUCUUUUUCUCCCUUUCUAAAUCAGAGGGAAAAACCUGAUUGUCCUUUUGUAGUUUGAUAUCAGAUGGAUGUUUUUUGAGCCUAUGAGAACUGAAAAAUGUAAUUAACCAUACUGAACAAUUUGAAAAUAUACACGCAUUCAUUUACUCACUAAGCUGAAUUCGCUUAGCCAAUUAAGAAAGAAUGAAUUGUGUGUAUUAAUCUCAGCAGUUCAAAUUACAUGACCAAUAUUUUUAAUAACCAGAUAGAAAAGAACAUUUUUUGCCCUUUUCCUGAACUCCAGGGUUUAUUUGAAGUGACCUUAAUCAUGAUACUGAACCGCUACAUGGUCGUUCAUUUCAAUGCAAAUGCUGCAUACGCUGUUGAGCACAACAGAAAUACAUUAAUAUUGGUAUCAAUAGUAAAAUACAGUAUAAUAAUCAGGAAUAAAUGUGCUAAAACUAGCACAAGCACCAUUUUCUGAUGUUCGGGUUUCACAAAGUUUUAAAAGUCAGAGAUCAUAUUUUCAAACUAUUUUUAUGGUACAUUUUUCAGACCCUUGCCGAUAUAAACUACUCCAAGUCAGAUUUUUAUAAAACCAUCCAUCAAGGUUGAAUUUGAUGUGGGCAAUGUGCAGUAUUAUUGUUUUUCACACUGUCCAUCCUGUUUUUUGGAGCUUCAAAGUGAUCUGUUUUCUGUCUGUAUCCUCUAACUUAUCUGUCCUACAUUUGUUUUCACUCACUAGUGGUGUUUUCUGUGUUUCUGUGGACGCACUUGUGGUAUUCCCUGUCUUUCUAUGUUCCUCUGCAGUAUGUGAUGGCAGAUGGAGCCAGUUGGUUUUAGUACUUUAUAACUCAAAUUACACUCAGGCAUCCAUUCUCAGAUGUACAUAGUCUAUGUCUUUUUUUUUUUGCUUUCUGUGUAUGAUAGAUAUCACCAUAAGCUGUUUAUGUGUUUUUUUUUUCUUCCUGUCCUUGUAAGGUUCUGUGAAAUAAUAAAUACUAUUUUAUCACA
Molecule: messenger RNA, 6730 nt
Organism: Scomber scombrus (Atlantic mackerel)
Lineage: Eukaryota; Metazoa; Chordata; Actinopteri; Scombriformes; Scombridae
Gene: il11ra
Product: interleukin 11 receptor subunit alpha
Exons: 12
Coding region: 126-1316 (396 amino acids)
Biological process (GO): cytokine-mediated signaling pathway
Cellular component (GO): membrane; external side of plasma membrane
Molecular function (GO): protein binding; cytokine receptor activity
Source: RefSeq, a predicted model, not a curated record